UGAUUGGAACGGCGCGGUCAUUACCAACCUCAGUGACCAGCUGGGCCGAUGGCAGGACCAAUUCUCCGAACUGCUCAAUCACCAGUCUGCAUCUACGACAACCGACACUCAGCAGCCUGGAGAGGAGUGCGGGUGCAACACUGCCCCUCCCAUGGUUCACUGUUGAUUGUGCACUAAUAUAAUAAAACAACAAUAUAAUAAAAAAAAGAUUCUGCGUUGAAGAAAAAAAUAAAAGUUAAGAGAGUUAUCGAACCUGGAGGAUCUAGAAACGCUCAUUUCACCUACUGUUGGACCUUCUCGGAUUUGCUUUUCAAUAUGCCUAUGCGUAAGCGCUCCAACUUAUCAAACCACCGAGCUAGAAUGAGGAAAUUGCGAAAGAGGAAGGCACAUGCUCGGGCUCACUCCUUGGAAUCCUCAACCGCCCAAAACUCGCCGAUGGAGCAAAUAAAAAGAGAACCCGCCAUCAAGCAUUUGCUUUGUGCUUAUCAUUUCGUUUCCUCGGUUGCCUUCAACUACGACCCUGCCUAUGACUACGCCAGUCGAGCUGAUGUGUCUAUCGGAAAGAUGGACAAAGCGUGCAACUUCUGUGGAGCCAAAAAGUGGAAAUGUGAGACUCCGGGCCUUUGCUGUUCCGGGACCAAAGUUAAUCUUGAGCCACUGGCUGAGCCUCCUCAAUUACUCUGUGAUCUUCUCACCGGUAACUCAGACCACGGGAAAUUAUUUCGCAAGAAUUUGUAGAAGUACAAUUCCUGCUUCGCGAUGACGUCUUUCGGUAUUAGGGAUGGACAAAAUGCUAGAACAAACAUCGACAAUACAGAUGUCGCUGGCACUUCUCGAACUGAUCAAACCAGGCCCAGAGAAAAACUUUACAAUUAAAAAAUUCAAGGCCAGUGUUACCACUUGAUUGGAAACUUCGACCACAGCAAGGAGAGGAGCCGAGAUUUAUGCAAGUCUUCAUGGGCAGAAAUGAAGAAGAACUAUCCCUUAGAUGCAGCAGAAAUGCGUCCAUUAAUGGCAGCGUCAUUGAAGAACUUCAAACAAUGCUUCAUGAAACCCAUCCAUAUGUCCACGAUCUGAAAGUUGCUACUGAAUUUUUGGACUCCAGACCUGAAAUGAAACUGGUCAUCCGAGCUGACAAAACACCACCGGCGAACAUCCUCGAAGGUUCAACGCUUCGACGACCAGCGAAAUUGCAGCCAUCAUGGUUGACAAAGAACACAGCACCCGCGACAUUGUUCUCCAACACCGAAGUAACCGAUUGUCAUUUGUCUCCAAAACCCACCGCUCCUACAACUGUCUUCAGUAUUCACUCUUGUUUCUGCGUGGUGACGACGGCUACCACUUCCACAUACAACAGAUACACCCAACAACUUGAGUUCCUGUGCAAAAAAGUUUCUUGCAAGGCAUUUUAUGCCUACCGAAUGAUGGUUCGGGAUAACGAUUUCAACAAGCUGCUACGGUUCAAAGAUGUCACUAAUCAGUUCUUUGUUGACAUGUAUGCCAAAAUUGAAUCCAAACGUCUGUUCUACAUCUGCACUCACCAAAGGAGCUCUGAGCUGCUGAAUACACACAGCUUCACGAUGCAAUGGAGCAUGACGGAGAUGCGGUGAUUGUUCUGCAGUAUGCUGCGAUUCUGCAAUGUAAGCGAACCCCUACAGCUGUGGGAAACGCACAAAAACAGCAUGUCGGAGGACAUCUUGUGAAGACUACACGCAAGAGAAUACAACAAUGAAAUCUACAACAAGGCGCUCCUUUAUAUCGAUAGGCGUCUCUGAGCUGCUGGAUUCGACGAUGUAUCUCAUUUCGGUAUUCCAAACCCUGUCUACAGAGAUGGCAUUUUAGAUUCAGAAUACAUCACGGAAUUGUACUACAACCUUAAAGAAUUAACCAAAAUGUUGGCUCGAAAUGAAUCCAAACAUUUGAUUGAACAGCAAUUCGCGUACAACAGAAUUUUUCCAGUGUCAUUUCAAAUGAAGGUACACUUUUCUUUUUGGAUGCUCCGGGUGGCACAGGCAAAACAUUUGUCAUCAACCUUCUACUUGCAAAACUGCGAAAAGACAGGAGAAUCGCUUUGGCAGCUGCAUCAAGCGGAAUUGCAGUGACUUUGUUGCAUGGCUGUAAAACAGCACAUUCAGCCUUCAAAUUGCCAUUGGAUAUUGCAAGAAA
Molecule: messenger RNA, 2166 nt
Organism: Octopus sinensis (East Asian common octopus)
Lineage: Eukaryota; Metazoa; Mollusca; Cephalopoda; Octopoda; Octopodidae
Exons: 4
Coding region: 316-738 (140 amino acids)
Source: RefSeq, a predicted model, not a curated record